Messenger RNA from Pogona vitticeps (central bearded dragon), 1453 nucleotides. Lineage: Eukaryota; Metazoa; Chordata; Lepidosauria; Squamata; Agamidae. The record is from RefSeq and is a predicted model, not a curated record.
UGAGCAUGCGCAAAAACACACAUGCUCAGAAGCUCUCGAAGAGGAAGUGCGAGUGGUCGGGGGAGUCGCUUGUAGGGAUGUGCCCCGGUUUUAUUACCAGACCUGCCGCGCCUGUCCUGGGUUGCAUCCGUCCGUCUCACUUCCCCGUGUUAUGCAAACAGGGACAUCAUCAGCACCUCGUUUCCUUCUUCAUCACACCAGUUAUGUCUUCACUGGUCACAGACCCAAAAACUCUCGCUCAUCUUGGUGGCUUUUGAACAACACCCUCUUUUCAGCUGUGCUGCUUAGCAGGAGAUUCAAAAACAACGGGAAUGAAACAUGGCUGAGGACCCUCAGAGAAAUUUCCGAUCAGUGUACUAUGAGAAAGUAGGAUUUCGUGGUGUUGAAGAAAAAAAGUCAUUAGAAAUCCUUCUGAAGGAUGAUCGGCUGGAUAUUGAAAAGCUUUGCACGUUUAGUCAAAGGUUCCCUCUCCCAUCCAUGUAUAGGACCCUGGUGUGGAAGGUGCUUCUAGGCAUUCUUCCUCCACACCAUGAAUCUCAUGCCUUUGUGAUGAAUUACCGGAAGGAGCAGUAUAAGGAUGUGCACCAUGCUCUCCGAGUCAUUCGCUUUGUCAACGAUUCUACCCCUCAAGUGGAAGUUUUCCUUCGGAUCUAUCAGCUGGAGUCAGGAAAGCUGCCUCGAAAUCCAUCUUCCCCUCUGGAACCUGAAGAUGAGAUAUUCCUUGCUAUUGCUAAAGCUAUGGAGGAAAUGGUGGAAGACAGCAUUGACUGUUAUUGGCUCGUCAGUAGUUUUGUGAACCAGUUAAACAACAAGUACAAAGAUUCCUUGCCACAGUUGCCAAGACUUUUGGAACAGUACCUGAGCAUUGAAGACAGCAGACUCCUGGCACACCUAAGAUCAUGUUCAGCAAUGGGCCAGCUUCCCCACAGCCUUUGGUUUAGAAGGUGUUUUGCUGGUUGUCUACCUGAAUCCAGCUUACAAAGGGUUUGGGACAAAGUUAUUAGUGGCUCUUGCAAAAUUCUUGUCUUCGUUGCUGUUGAGAUCUUAUUAACCUUUAAAAUGAAGUUGCUGGCCCUGAAUAGUGCAGAAAAAAUUGAACAGUUUUUGGAAAAUAUCCCUCAAGAUAACACGGAUGCGAUUGUGAGCAAAGCUAUUGAACUGUGGCACAAACAUUGUGGGAUGCCAGCUCACUCAAUCUGAGACUGAACUCCACCUGGAAUUUUAGAUUUUUUUUAAUUUUUAUUUUUAUUCUUUCCCCCAUCUCUCCUGAUCUCAAAGUAUCCAAUUAAAAUUAUUAAAAUACUGGGGACACAGUGGUGGUAAUUGAUUGAGUUGUUUUUUUUAAAUUUCCAAAGUGCUCAAAGUGCAUAAAUGCAUAUAGAAGGUAAUGAUUUUAAUUCACUUGAAUGUUUGUGAUUCUGUAUUUUCUAUUAAAUCUAUUUGCAUUGGUUGG